ACCCCACGCAAGUUUGCUUCCCAAAAACAUUUUCUCACAACAUUUCUUCCUUCUCUCUCACAAACACACACUUCUCUUAUGCUAUGAAACUUGCAUUUUCACCAACUACUUCUACUACCCACAACCAAUUGCAUUUUUCUUUCCUUAAACGACGGCGUUUACCCUCCAGAAGAUCCUCCAUGUUCACUCUCAUGGCUGCUGCCUCUACCUCCACCACUUCCACUACUGCUCCCACCUUCCACCACCGCCGUAAAAGGGACAAGAUCAUCGUUAUCAUGGGCGCCACCGGCACCGGAAAAUCUCGUCUUUCCAUUGAUCUCGCCACCAGGUAUUUUCCCUCAGAAAUCAUCAACUCUGAUAAAAUGCAAGCCUACAAGGGUCUUGAUAUCACCACCAACAAGAUUUCUCCGCAUGAACGUCAAAACAUUCCCCACCACUUUCUCGGCGAGUUCGACUCGCAGGAUGGCGAGUUGACUCCCCUCGAGUUCCGCCACCUCGCUCACUUAACCAUCUCCGAUAUUAUCUCCCGUAAGAAAACACCCUUCAUCGUCGGCGGCUCCAACUCCUUCAUAUAUUCAUUACUCGUAGAAGAGUACAACCCAAAGCUGGAUGCUUUCGAAACUUUCAACUCGGUGAGUUCGAGCUUGAGAUAUAACUGUUGUUUUCUCUGGGUUGACUCGUCAUUACCUGUUUUGUAUGAAUAUCUAGACAAGAGAGUUGAUGAAAUGUUUGAGACGGGGAUGUUCGAGGAGUUACAGGAGUAUUUUCGCGAGUCAGAAGAGUUGAAAUACUGCUUUAACUCAGUCAGGCGUACCGGAUUAAGGAAGGCCAUCGGAUUGCCGGAGUUUGAGAAGUAUUUCAGGGAGCACACGGCGGAGAAAGCAGAGAGCUUGAAGGGUAGACUAAGGUGGGAUCAAGUGCGGCGAGGCGUAUACGAGGAAGCAAUAAGGGAGAUAAAAGAGAACACACGUCAGCUAGUGAAGAGGCAGAUAGGGAAAAUAAAGAAACUGAGAGAUGGAGGAUGGGACCUACGGCGGUUGGACGCGACGGCGGCGUUCACGGCGUUGAUGACGUGUACAAAGAAGGAAGAAUGGAGAAGUGUUUGGGAGGAAGGGAUAUUAGAAGAAAGCAAGAAGAUUGUGGAGAGGUUCUUGUUGGAGGAAGGGUCAGUUAAUAAAAUUGAUUGGGGUUGAAAUUUUCAAUCUGAAUAUUAUGCAUAGAGUUAAUAUGAAUUUUGAUAGGAAAUAGAAAGCAAACAGAGCUGUAAUUUUUGGAAGUUAUUUUGGCGU
This is a messenger RNA of Mangifera indica (mango), 1289 nucleotides long. Its product is annotated as adenylate isopentenyltransferase-like. Gene Ontology annotation, molecular function: tRNA dimethylallyltransferase activity; AMP dimethylallyltransferase activity. Gene Ontology annotation, biological process: cytokinin biosynthetic process; tRNA modification. NCBI's taxonomy places the organism in Eukaryota, Viridiplantae, Streptophyta, Magnoliopsida, Sapindales, Anacardiaceae. The transcript has a single exon. Gene Ontology annotation, cellular component: mitochondrion. The record is from RefSeq and is a predicted model, not a curated record. The coding region runs from base 84 to 1193 and encodes 369 amino acids.